AUGUACAUUGUGCGUUGUGUUGGUUCCUACGAGGGGAAUGAUUCCCGGCGUGCCUUGGGUAUUGCGGCGCAACACCGGCAUGAAGGAGCACUGAGAGCCAUUCAUUCUAACCGCCCCCAGCAUUUGCAUGAAAUACCCCGUAGCCUGAUGAUUCCUGGUAAUUCGUAUAGAAGCACUUCGCAUCGCCAGAAAACUCCAGACGCCUUCUUGGGUUGGGCGGCUAUAUUCGUGUAUUUGAAGCUCCCUCAAAGCAACCAGGCAUGCUCCAGGGAGAUUAGAGGGCGCCCGGAACAUCGAAUUGUGUCUGCACUAUUACUGUUAACGAAUUUUUGGGCCAGGUUUCAGACUGGGAUUGCUAAAUGGCCACAGAUACGAUUCGUGGCCGGUACAGCGCAGAAAGCCCGGCAGCAGUUUCACACAACGCGUACUACCUAUACUCCUCCCUGGAAUGAAAACGAAGAUUUUUUUCGAUUUACUCGCUCCAGAUUCCUCCGUGACGAAGCAAAAGAGCUGUCACGGCGAUACAUCAAAUUCAACGUCGAGGAGCUUGCAAAAAUUGCAGCCCAAGUCUCUGGCCCUGGAGCCCGCCAGUGCGUAAAGGUUGAAAAGCUAGCAGAUGGCCUAUAUAACAAGGCCUUGCUUUUGACCAUGGACGACGGCAUCCAGGUAAUUGGCAAGGUACCAAACCCGAACGCCGGUAUACCACACUAUACCACGGCCUCUGAGGUAGCUACGAUGGAUUUUGCAAGAAACAUACUUGGGACCCCGGCUCCCAAGGUCCUCAGUUGGAGCUCAGGAAUUGAUAAUCCAGUUGGAGCGGAAUACGUUAUUAUGGAGAAGAUACCUGGAGUACAACUGGAAACGCUAUGGAACCAGCUUGACGUGGAGGUGAAAGUGAACCUUGUGAAGGAGAUAGCAGGCUAUCAGCGAGACUGGACCUUGACGUCCUUUUCCCAAUAUGGGGGGAUAUACUACAAGAAGGACAUAUUUAAUGCCACAAGUUUAACAUAUACGAACAAGAAUGGGGAGCAGAUAACUGACGACCGGUUUGCCGUCGGGCCAUCCACAAGUAGACAGAACAUCGAUGAUGGAAGGGCAGGUAUCAACUUUGACAGAGGUCCUUGGAAUAGUGCGUUGGACUAUGCAAAAGCUGCUGGUUACAGGGAAAUGACAUGCAUUUCUCAGGUAAAACAACUGCCUAGAUCCCCGAUAGGUCUUUAUGGACCUCAAACAUACCGUCCUUCAAAGGAGAAGAAGAUAAAGGCGCUGCAAGCAUACCUGGAUAUUGUCGAGCAUCUACUUCCUGACGACAAAUCUAUUCAGACAUCUCACCUGUGGCACAAUGACCUACAUGCUGAGAAUAUUUUCGUGAACCCAGCAAAUCCUUCAGAGAUCUGUGGAAUCAUCGAUUGGCAAACUACUGAACUGGCACCCUUGUAUGAUCAUACAAUUGAACCUUACAUCCUUGACUACCAGGGGCCGCGUAUGAAGGGGGAUCUACUACAGCGCCCUGAUCCUAAAGAGGCUCAGAAGUUGUUUGAAGAUGAUACAGACCUUACGCCACUUGACAAGAAGCGAAAAGCAGAUUCUCUCUUCUGGAAGAUGGCACUCGUUUCUCUGUGGAGGCAUACAAUCCAUAUGGGGAUUGAACCACUCUUCCGCGCUCUUGAGUUCCGCGAAACGCUGAAAUUCACUCUUCUGAUCUUUGCUCGAAAUCUUCUCCUCGAUGGAGAGGCUGCCUACCUUGCUAUUUUGGCGGAGCAGUACCGCAAGAAUUGGGAAGAUAUUCCAGCCCUACGCAGUAAUUUAAAGAAGGGCUUCCCGUAUGAAUUUACUCCAGAUGAGCUAAAGGUUAUCGACAGCGAUUGUGAGGGUGCUACCAAUGGUAUUAAUAUCAUGGGAGAUGUCAAGGAGGCAGUCGGAUCUCAUUUCUUUCGAGUUGAUGGUACGGUGGAUCAUAAUGAAUACGAUGAGGUCAAAGAAUGUAUCCGGUUGACCAAGGAAGACUUCAUGUCAAAAUAUCCUGAAAACGAGGAACAACGCAAAGAAUGGGAAGCCGCAUGGCCAUUCGACGACUGA
Messenger RNA from Microsporum canis CBS 113480, 2079 nucleotides. RefSeq names its product phosphotransferase family protein. Gene Ontology annotation, cellular component: mitochondrion. The coding region runs from base 1 to 2079 and encodes 692 amino acids. The transcript has 8 exons. The record is from RefSeq and is a predicted model, not a curated record. Lineage: Eukaryota; Fungi; Ascomycota; Eurotiomycetes; Onygenales; Arthrodermataceae.